AACCGAGAGUCAACACUCUGAUACUGUAGACGUUCAUUGAACUUAAAAGCAAUUAUAGCAUGUGCGCACGAAAAAAGCGCAAAAAUGCUGGCCAGCUCCAACUCCAAAACAAGUAGAAAUGGCAAUGCCGUAGUUCAUCAAUAUUCUUCCAAAUCAACAAAUCAAUACCUCCAUAUCCAUAUCCAAAUUCCCAAGUGAUCAAAGGCAAAAAAAAAAAAAAAAAAAAAAAAAAAACAGAAAUGGGUGAUCAGGAUAGUAUCGGAAUCCGAACGAAUAUUCCGGUAAUUGAUAUGCAAAAGUUUCCAGAUUCCGGAGAGUACGAGAAACUGAAAGAGGCAUGCGAAGAAUGGGGUUGUUUCAGGAUUGUGAACCACAAGAUCCCCUUGACUCUGAUGUCGGAGAUGAAGACAGUGGUGAGAUCUCUCCUUGACCUUCCCAUGGAAAUCAAGAACCGCAACACCGAUGUGAUAGCAGGCAGCGGAUAUAUGGCACCUACCGCAGUCAACCCUCUUUACGAGGGUUUGGGUCUUUAUGAUUUGGGCUCACCUCUCGCUGUCCGUAACUUUUGUGCUCAAUUGGAUGCCUCUCCUCACCAAAAUGAGAUUAUAGGGACGUAUGCCAAAGCAGUGAAUGAUCUGGCCAUAGAUAUAGGGAGAAAGUUAACAGAAAGUGUGGGAUUGUUCCUGGAUUUGUUCAAGGAUUGGCCUUGUCAGUUCAGGAUAAACAAAUACAAUUUCACUCCUGAAUCUGUAGGCUCUUCUGGUGUGCAAAUACACACAGAUUCUGGAUUUCUGACCAUACUUCAGGACGAUGAAAAUGUUGGUGGGCUGGAAGUGAUGGACAAAUAUUCUGGUCAAUUUGUGCCAGUGGAUCCUUGGCCUGGCACCCUCCUCGUCAAUCUUGGAGACUUGGCUACGGUGUGGAGCAAUGGGAGGUUCUGCAAUGUGAAGCAUAGAGUCCAAUGUAAGGAAGCGAGUAUUCGAGUGUCAAUAGCUUCAUUCCUAUUGGGACCAAAGGGGGGAGCCAUUGAAGCACCUCAAGAAUUUGUGGACUCUGAACAUCCGCGUCUCUAUGUCCCUGUUACGUAUGAAGAUUACAGAAAAACCCGACUCUCCACGAAACUACAAGCUGGUGAAGCCCUUGAACGUAUACGCACCCCAUGUAAUUCCUGAAGGAACAAGCAAAAGUAUUGUUGUUGCCUUCGCGAAUCAUCAAUUAUUAGAUUAAUCCACAGUGCAGGGGAACGGUGGCAAGUAUAUUGUGUUUAAAUAAUACCACUACGCUACCUAGCUAACUGUUAAUAACAAUCGGUUGGAACAUAUUUACUCGGUAUAUAGUCAACUCUUCUCUC
This is a messenger RNA of Ziziphus jujuba (common jujube), 1351 nucleotides long. RefSeq names its product 2-oxoglutarate-dependent dioxygenase DAO-like. Lineage: Eukaryota; Viridiplantae; Streptophyta; Magnoliopsida; Rosales; Rhamnaceae. Gene Ontology annotation, molecular function: indole-3-acetaldehyde oxidase activity; dioxygenase activity. The transcript is spliced from 3 exons. Bases 240 to 1172 code for a protein of 310 amino acids. The record is from RefSeq and is a predicted model, not a curated record. Gene Ontology annotation, biological process: auxin catabolic process.